Sinocyclocheilus rhinocerous is the source of this 4378-nucleotide messenger RNA. RefSeq names its product chromatin assembly factor 1 subunit A-like. Gene Ontology annotation, biological process: nucleosome assembly. Bases 306 to 3002 code for a protein of 898 amino acids. Gene Ontology annotation, cellular component: nucleus; CAF-1 complex. NCBI's taxonomy places the organism in Eukaryota, Metazoa, Chordata, Actinopteri, Cypriniformes, Cyprinidae. The transcript is spliced from 16 exons. The record is from RefSeq and is a predicted model, not a curated record.
AAUCGCACACUCCGAUCCAGUCCCGCAGCAGGCUCCCGCCAAUUCUGAGUGGGGAGCGCGAGGGGAGUCUGGCCGGGGAUGAGACUGGUUUGGAACGGCUGGACCGGGAUUAAACAGGGAAAAAAACAGAACCAACCGCUCUAAAAGUAACAGAAACCCAUCAAAUUCGCAGUCGACACGUUAAUGUUAUACCUGAAAAAGACGUGCAGUCGAUGACUAGCCUUAAGGAGCUGUGUACGGAGUCCAAAAAAGCGCUGCCCGUUUCCGUUUAACGUUUCCAGCGCGAGGAGUUGAAGGGCGCGCGGAUGGUGGUCGUGAUGCUCGCGGCCGAAGAGCCUCUGGCCUCCACACCACGAAGAGGCAUGGAUUGUGUGGGCAAAGCUAAUACCAGCAAGAAGCUUGUUCAAGCACGUCUACCUUUCAAAAGGCUCAACCCAGAAACCAAGGAAUGCGGUGAGCCCAAAAGAACCAAAGGUCCUGUUGUCCCCAAGUGUUCUGAAACCAGUGUGUCGGAUGGAGAAAAUGAUGGGGACAGUUCCUCCACCCCGCUGCACCGUGGCCCAGCUCUGGUUAAUGGCCGUGGACCACUUGAUUGCUUCAUGAGCAGGCGGAAGCAUUCCCCGGUCUGCUCUGGCCCUGAAACAAUAGACCUUACUGAAGACUCAAAUGAUGCUGUCAAACAGCAGCCUGCACCUCCAGUUGCUGCCACCUGCCCCCUUAGCGAAGAAACAACAAAGGAUGCAGAACAUGCAACAAAAUCUUGUGCUGCCACCUGCCCCCUUAGCGAAGAAACAACAAAGGAUGCAGAACAUGCAACAAAAUCUUGUGCUGCCUCCUGCCCCCUUAGCGAAGAAACAACGAAGAAUGCAGAACAUCCCACAAAAUCUACAGAACCAACCACCCCACUGACAAAAAAAGAGACGGAGAAGGACGAAGAUGCCCUCCCACUGCUGGACAUUGCUCAGGAGUCUGACACUGAGGAAGAGGAGCAGCAGGAGACUGAAGUCAGUCACGGGAAUGAGUCUGAGCUGUCGACCGAGUCUACCAGCUCCCUCUCAGUGGUAGAGAGCUCACCAGAGCCCAGCAAGAGCGCUCCCACCACCCCUGCCUCUACGUCACAGAUAAACGCAGCUAGUAAAAUGAAGAGACGAUCCCUUAAGAGUGUCCAAGAGCAGGAGGAGAAGCAGCGACAAAAGGAAGAGAAAGAACGCCAGAAAAAAGAGGCCAAAGCUGCCAAGGAAAGGAAGAAAAAGGAGGCCCGCAAGCUAAAGGAAGAGAAGGAGAGGGAGAAAAAAGAAAAGAAGGAGAAGGAUGAAAAGGAGCGACGAGAAAAAAAGGAGAGGGAGGAGAAGGAAAAGGCAGAGAAACUAAGAGCUAAAGAAGACCAGCGGCAAAUGAAAAUUGAGGCCAAACUGGGAGAGAAAAGAAAGAAAGAGGAGGAAAAACGGUUGAAGGAAGAGAAAGAUCGAAUCAAAGCUGAGAAGGCUGAGAUUACACGCUUUCUACAGAAGCCCAAGACCCAGUUGGCACCAAAGACACUGGCGUCUGCCUGUGGGAAAUUUGCUCCUUUUGAGAUUAAAGCUAACAUGUCUCUGGCACCACUGACUCGAGUACAAUAUGAAGACUCAGUUCUAGAGGAGCUGGACCGUUAUCUUGCCCAACCUGACAGCACUCUAAAUGGACUAAAGGACUGGACAAGGCACAAACCUCGUCGUUCAGGUCCAACCCAGCCCAGUCACAGUGCUGUAAGAGAUUGUGUGGUCAUAACUGACAGCCAAAAGGCAGAUGGCAUCCCAGACCGCCACCGUUAUGGCCGCAUGAAACUACUGCAAUUCCAUGACAACUAUCGUCCAGCUUACUGGGGGACCUGGUGUAAAAAGAGCACUCGCAUCUCUCCACGCUGCCCACUGAGACAAGACAAGGGCCUGCUGGAUUAUGAGGUGGACAGUGAUGAAGAGUGGGAGGAAGAGGAGCCAGGAGAGUCUCUGUCACACAGUGAGGGGGAUGAUGACGAUGAAGGAGGAGAUGAUGACGACGAUGAUGAUGGAUUCUUUGUGCCCCACGGUUAUCUGUCAGAAGGGGAAGGAGCACUUGAGGAAGACGAGGAGGGUGGAGAUCCGGAGAAACAGAAGGUGCGUCAGAGGAUGAAGGCUCGUGAAUGGGAGAAUGAGCUGAUGUCUAAAGGGAAGGUGAAGGUGUUGGAAUCGGUGGUGCGUGGCUGCCUGUGGGAGGGGGAAGAACCUGGGCUGGACCUCCUGCAACCGUAUGCUAUCUGCAUUCUUGAGCCUUUACCUAGAGACGAGCCCUGUACCCCUGAACAGGACCUCUCACGCCAACAGAGGAAUGAGAAAUUGCUGUCACAGCUGCUGCCCUUGCUGCAUGGGAAUGUGAACAGCAGUAAAGUCAUAAUCAACGAGUUCCUGGAGUUCUGUCGCCAGCAAACAUCCUCACCCACAGAAAGUCCUCAGAAUUGUAAUGACAAUGUCCCACCCAGGAUCCAAAUCAGGCGUAUCAUAAAGGAGCACGCCGUGUACGAAAAGCGCUCCACUUACAGACGAUGCUGCUGGUACGUGCAUCCGGAAGUUCUGGCCCGUCAUUCUCAGGAGGCCUUGCCCGUUCCCUGCCAGUGGACCUACCUCACCUCCGGCGCUCAGAUUCCCCGCGACGAGCACGCCGGCUCACAGGGCAACUCGCCCACCACGUCCUGUUCCACCACACCCUCCAGCAAGAGGAAAAGCGCCAGCAGCCACUCCAUCACGAAGUACAUGAAGAAAUGUGGCGACUCCGAACAGACUGAGACCAUGGAGACCGAUGGCUUCCAAGCAGACACUGAAGAUGAUGAAGACGAUGAUUGCAUCAUCAUUGGGGAACAAUCUGGAUCCUCUGAGCAGGAUGCCAACACAUCCUUGCGACAAACCAAGAGAAACACGGAGCCCAUGGACACGAAUGCAUCCGAAACUGCUGCUCUUGCCCUACCCUGCCUUACCCCAGCCACCGCCUGAGAUCUGACCCCUUCUUGUUGGGUUUGCAUGCAUGUGAACCAGACACUCAAAAUCUGAUCUACAGUUCGAAGGAUCAUACAGUGUUAAAGGUCCCUGGAAUGAAUCAUUUGUUUCCUGUUCUUUAAGUGGAGAUGUGCUAGAUGGUGUACUGCUCUUCUUCAUAGGAGAGGUCCCACUUUUUUGAAAGCGUGUAAAGACUCUGCUGGUACAUUCAUCAGCUCUGACACACAUCAGGAGGUUGAUGCUGUCUGCUGGGCUCAGUGCUCAGCACCAUUGUUUUAAAUCCUUUAAUUUUUUUUUCUCUCAGAAUACUUGAAAUGGUGUACGUCUUUCAAAAAUAAUGACAAUUGAAAUAUAUUGCACUUUUAUAUUCCAUUUGCGUUUCUUUUUCUUCUACCCCCAUCUUAACUUCUUUAGCCCACCAGAAGUCUUUCCCUUGUUCCAAGAGGCUUUGUAUAAAAACAGCAUAUGCCAUUUGUUGCCCAGGCUGCCUUAUGUGGUGUAAAUACUAUUUUAGUUUUUUUGAACAAUGGUGUAGAAGCUGAAAUAGUAUGUGGCCAUCUAACACAGGGGAAAAAACAACAGCAUUGGCAUUUCUUUUGGUGAAGUGUAAACAGUCUCGAAUAAACUACGCCAUAGUUUGCUUCAAUGGGUUUCCUACAAAGCUUGUUUAAAUAAAGCAUUAUUUAAAAAUGAACAAUUUUUAAUAUGCUGUUAACAAACAUUUUCCAAACGUGAUCACAUGUACAAGAGUUACUUUUACAUUUGGUUUUUCACAUACACGCAUCACAUUCGACAAUGCAUUUUAUUUCAUACAUCAAAUGCAACAGAACACAACAUUUUGAACUUGACAAAAUAGUGUAAAAUACAAGCACUGUUCAUUUUUAAUAUAGCAUGGUUUAAUAAAGGAACAAGCUUGUGACAAUAUUCUUCUGCAACGGAAUCAGUCUAAUACCCAAAGUAUUCACAAAAACAGGCGCAUUUUUAACUUGAUUGUGCAAGGUUUCCGGUGUCAGCCACUUUACAAUAACGGUCCAUUGUUCUCCAUAAUAUUGCAAACUGGUAUUUGUUAUAUUUUUCAUAAUUAUAAACACUUGUUUGGAACACAAUAAUUUACCAUUUUACUGCUAGUUAUAAUUUAACUAGCUUCUAAUGAAGCAAAAUUCUUGCAUGUUGAUGGUAAAUGGUUUGCUUUUGUGUUUAAAAAUCAGGUGGAGCUUGGAUGCCAUCACAUAGCCUUUCAAAAUAUAUUAAUUUAUUGGUUAAUAUAUUUAUCGUCUAGGGUCUGUGCUGUUUCUCUCCGGAAGUCAUUUUUAACGUAACCAUUUGUAAAUGCAAGGCUUCCGGUGUUUAUCACUUCCAGUUAUCUUAGCUGU